AUGCGCCGCUGCUGCCCGGCUCUCUGCAUCAGCAGCAGCCGCGGCCCCUCCGGCCCCGCUGCCGGUCCCGCCACCGCCGCCGCCGCCAUCACCAUCGCCGCCCCCCUCCCGCCCGCCGCCGCCGCCGCCGCCGUGUCCCGCCCGCCGCUCCUGGUGCUGGUGCUGCUGCAGCGCCGCCCCGCGCCGCCCGCUGCUGCGCCUCCGCCGCACAAAAUGGCGGCCGGUGGGAGCGGCGGGGGCCCCGGGGGCCUCUCCUCCUCCUGCCCGCAGCCGCCGCCGCCGCCACCGGGCAACGGCGCCGCCGCCGCCGCUUGCACCAACGGCGCCCCCCCGGCGUCGCCGCCCGGCCUCACCUACAACCAGUGCGGCGCCGCCAACCCGGCGGCGGGCGGCGGAGGCGGCGCGGGGGGCCCGGCGGCGGCGGCGGCUCCGGUGGCGGCGGCGGCCGCUGCUGCGGCUGCGGUGGGGGGCACCGGGGGAGCCGGGGGGGCGGGCGGCCCCGGCGGGGCGCUGCAGCGGGAGCCGGUGUAUAACUGGCAGGCGACGAAGCCGACGGUGCAGGAGCGCUUCGCCUUCCUCUUCAACAACGAGGUGCUGAGCGACGUCCACUUCCUGGUGGGGAAGGGCCGCGGCUCGCAGCGCAUCCCGGCCCACAGAUUUGUGCUGGCUGUGGGCAGUGCAGUCUUCGAUGCAAUGUUUAAUGGUGGAAUGGCCACAACAUCUACAGAGAUUGAGCUGCCUGAUGUGGAGCCUGCUGCCUUCCUAGCUUUGCUGAAAUUUCUUUAUUCAGACGAAGUUCAAAUCGGACCAGAGACUGUUAUGACAACGCUUUACACAGCUAAAAAAUAUGCGGUUCCAGCCCUGGAAGCUCAUUGUGUGGAAUUUCUUAAAAAAAACCUCCGAGCAGACAAUGCAUUCAUGCUGUUAACACAGGCAAGACUUUUUGAUGAGCCUCAGCUGGCCAGCCUUUGCCUAGAGAACAUAGACAAGAACACAUCAGAUGCCAUCAAUGCAGAGGGGUUUACAGACAUUGAUCUAGACACCCUGGUUGCGGUGCUGGAGAGGGAUACCUUGGGGAUCCGGGAGGUUCGUUUGUUUAAUGCAGUGGUUCGCUGGUCAGAGGCUGAGUGUCAACGGCAGCAACUUCAGGUGAUUCCAGAGAACAAGCGGAAAGUACUGGGCAAAGCGCUUUCUCUUAUCCGCUUCCCAUUGAUGACUAUUGAGGAGUUUGCAGCAGGGCCUGCCCAGUCGGGAAUCCUCACGGACCGGGAGGUGGUGAGCCUGUUCCUCCACUUCACAGUGAACCCAAAGCCACGGGUGGAGUUCAUCGACCGACCACGCUGCUGCCUGCGGGGGAAGGAGUGCAGCAUCAGCCGUUUCCAGCAGGUGGAGAGCCGCUGGGGGUACAGUGGGACUAGUGACAGGAUAAGGUUCUCAGUAAACAAAAGGAUAUUUGUAGUUGGGUUUGGAUUAUACGGAUCCAUACAUGGGCCAACGGAUUACCAAGUAAAUAUACAGAUCAUCCACACAGACAGUAACACGGUCCUGGGGCAGAAUGACACGGGGUUCAGUUGUGAUGGAUCAUCAAACACUUUCCGGGUCAUGUUCAAGGAACCUGUUGAGAUUUUACCCAACGUCAACUAUACAGCAUGUGCUACUCUAAAGGGUCCAGAUUCCCACUAUGGAACCAAAGGACUGCGCAAAGUGAUCCAUGAAUCACCAACAACAGGAGCCAAAACCUGCUUUACGUUCUGCUACGCGGCUGGGAAUAACAACGGCACUUCUGUGGAGGAUGGACAAAUCCCAGAGAUCAUCUUCUACACAUAGUGCAGCUGCAGAGCUGGCUCUGGACUUUUCUGUUCUCUUCCCCGUGACCUUCCAAACUAAAUUUCUGGCUGAGUUUGACCACACCAAUUGGAGCCACACUAGCCAAAGGUCUCAGUAAAACCAUUUCAAAGCUCA
Molecule: messenger RNA, 1962 nt
Organism: Cygnus atratus (black swan)
Lineage: Eukaryota; Metazoa; Chordata; Aves; Anseriformes; Anatidae
Gene: BTBD2
Product: BTB domain containing 2
Exons: 9
Coding region: 1-1827 (608 amino acids)
Biological process (GO): neurogenesis
Cellular component (GO): P-body; cytosol
Molecular function (GO): protein binding
Source: RefSeq, a predicted model, not a curated record